Lycium barbarum (goji berry) is the source of this 695-nucleotide messenger RNA. RefSeq names its product transcription factor UPBEAT1. NCBI's taxonomy places the organism in Eukaryota, Viridiplantae, Streptophyta, Magnoliopsida, Solanales, Solanaceae. The transcript has a single exon. The record is from RefSeq and is a predicted model, not a curated record. Gene Ontology annotation, biological process: regulation of DNA-templated transcription. Bases 227 to 592 code for a protein of 121 amino acids.
GAUGAUGAUGCCUCGUUUCCAUCAACUUUGCGGCCUUAAAAUAUUUAGCAUUAUCCUAUAAUUGGCCUAAUGGUUUACCAACUUGUAUAGCCACACAAUUUGCUUCUACUAUAAAAACAAUAAGCACCCAUUCCCUUCUCAAAAUAUUGUCAAAAGAGCUAGAGUAUCGACGUACCACAAUUCCUUGUUUUGUGUACAAUUGCUUUCUGUUCUUGAUUUUGCUGUCAUGGGUAUAUUCUCUCAUACUCCUAACAAGGGAAACUGCGAUUUAAGCGAUCCCUUUUUAGGAAGCCAACGCAGUACAAGGAGACAAAGGGUCAUGACUUAUAACGUCGUGAAGGGAAGGCAUAUCAAAGGCAAAAGGUGCAAAAGCAUUCUAAUGAAGAGAAGGGUACGCGUAGAAGGUUCUAGAAGGUCCGAGAAUGAGAUUGGAAGGAAGGUUAGGGUACUCAAGAAGUUGAUUCCAGACUCUGAUGAUUUUGACUUGGAAGGGCUGUUCAGAGAGACGGCUGAUUACAUUUUAGCUUUAGAAAUGAGAGUUAGGGUCAUGCAAGUUAUGGUAAAUGUGUUGUCACCUUCUAAUAGUGACUAGGGGAGUCAAUCAUGCAUAAUCUUGAUCAUUUGUUUGUAAAGGUUGACACCCAAAAACAAGAAAAGAAAAGAAAUUCAAGCAAUAUUACUUUAUCUUCUUUUUC